CUUGUCCAGAGGGGCUGUUUGGGGCACGCUGUGAAGAGCACUGUGACUGUGGGGACAACGUGGCCUGUCAUCACGUUACUGGUGCUUGCGAUUGUCCCCGCGGCUGGAGGGGCCGGCGCUGUGAGAAAGCCUGCCUGCCGGGGACCUUUGGUGAGGGCUGUGGCCAGAUCUGCCAGUGUGCUGGAGCCACCCAGGAGUGCCACCCGGUCACCGGGGCAUGCAUCUGUGCCCCUGGCUUCCACGGCCCAACCUGCCAGCUGGAGUGCUCCCCUGGGUGGUACGGCCGUAACUGUGAAAGGCCGUGUGAGUGCAAGAACGGGGCCCUGUGUGACACUGCCACAGGGAUGUGCCACUGCCCCGCGGGCUACAUCGGCGCUGACUGCGGCAUCGGAUGUCCGGCUGGUCGGUAUGGCAAGGACUGUGCGCGGGUGUGCUCCUGCGGGGAAGGUGCUACCUGUCACCCCAUCACCGGAGACUGCAUUUGCCCACCGGGAAGAACUGGUCCCACCUGUGAGCAAGGCUGUGAGGAGCAACGGUUCGGGGGGGGCUGCCACCCCUGCCGCAACGGGGGGCUGUACCACGCAGCCAGCGGCUCCUGCUCCUGUGCGCCCGGGUGGACCGGGGAGUCCUGCGAGUCAGGUUGUCCCCCGGGUUUCCAUGGAGCGGGCUGCCGGGAGCGCUGCGACUGUGAGCAUGGAGCAGGCUGUGACCCCGUCACCGGCCGCUGCCACGGGUCCGGGGCCCCCCCCCCGGGCCGCGGCCGCGGCCCCGCCGGGCUCCACGGCGAGCGCUGCCAGACAGGCUGCAAGGAGGGAACGUACGGCGAGGGAUGCCAGCAGCUCUGUGACUGCGUCGGCAACGCGUCCUGCAACCCAGCCACCGGGCACUGCCUGUGCCCCCCGGGACGCUGCCAGACAGGCUGCAAGGAGGGAACGUACGGCGAGGGAUGCCAGCAGCUCUGUGACUGCGUCGGCAACGCGUCCUGCAACCCAGCCACCGGGCACUGCCUGUGCCCCCCGGGAAAAACCGGCCGCAAGUGUGGCUCAGAGCACCUGCCCUGCCAGUGUGCCCCCAGCAGCUCCUACUGCAACGCUCGCAAUGGCCAGUGCCUCUGUCUGCAUGGGUACACGGGACCGACCUGUCGGGAAG
Molecule: messenger RNA, 1149 nt
Organism: Nestor notabilis (Kea)
Lineage: Eukaryota; Metazoa; Chordata; Aves; Psittaciformes; Psittacidae
Product: multiple epidermal growth factor-like domains protein 6
Exons: 10
Molecular function (GO): scavenger receptor activity
Source: RefSeq, a predicted model, not a curated record